Messenger RNA from Dacryopinax primogenitus, 1047 nucleotides. RefSeq lists its product as uncharacterized. Lineage: Eukaryota; Fungi; Basidiomycota; Dacrymycetes; Dacrymycetales; Dacrymycetaceae. The transcript is spliced from 2 exons. The annotation marks the transcript as partial. The record is from RefSeq and is a predicted model, not a curated record.
UAAAUCGCAAGUUGUUGAAAACUAUACGUCUGCUAGGAUACAACACUUCUUAUCUUGCGAAAACACAUAUUAAUGAGAACAACAUCGUGCAACGUGCAACAUAAACAGUCAUAAAAGCAUCAAAUGGCAUGAACCCUUGCUUCUAGCUCUUGCUCCUCGGAUCACCAACUGGUAACCCCUCUCUCCACAGGACGAGUGCAUGGACCCACUGGGCAAGUCUUCCCUGUGCGUCUUUCAUCUCCUUUGCUUCGGCAGUCUGCUCGUCCACCUGCAUCGCCCGCCGUGCAUCCUCGUCCACAAGACGGGAAGCAGUGAACAUCAGGUCCUGAAGUGCGUUCUGCAAGCUGUCGAGUUCUUCGGGGGUAAAGUGUUUCCACCAGCGAACAAGAGGGUGUUCUUCCGCUUUCUGCUGGACAGGAAGGGGGGAAGCAGAAGUAGGGGUGGCAAACCCCGGCGGGUAGCUAGGCAUAGGCGCAUAUGCUUGUGUCUGGUUCUGAGCAGCAGCCUCCCGGACACGAGAGGACGCGUUCCUUCUAUGUUUCCUCCUCUGAGCGAGGGCGCUCGUCCCUGUCGCAAUCGCGUUCUCCCCGGGGGGGAAAGCGAGCCUGAGCUUGGGCCUGUACAGUCCUGCCACACCCUGCCCUAGCAAAGCUGCAGGUACGAACACAGGCGCGUUGCCCGUCAAUACAGACGCCGGCCUGCUCACGCCCUCGUUCGCGCUGCCUGCACCGGCGGGGUCGGACAUCGGCCCAGAGGAGGGGAAUGCAGGUGUUGGGAGGGCACUGGUGGUGAGUGAAGGAGGGAGUGGACUGCCCAAGUCGGGUAUAUGCUGUGGCGCUAGAGGGCCCUCCAUGCCUUUUCGCCGUUUGGGCUCAAGAGUGAAACCGCAGUGGUAUUUGAACGUUAGACAAUGGUCGUCAGAAGUCGCGUUAAUCGCCGUCGUGGUCGGUUCAUCCGCCGUCGUGGUCGAGUAAUAAGUAGUUAGACCCAGUCGAUAUCAAGAAGAGUAGUAAGGGUGAGCCGGUGCAGGCUGCCUCUGCCGCACCG